AUGGAAACUCAAAUUGCUCAUUUUGGAUAAACACCAGAGUAACUGUUUUAUAAGCCGCAUGCUCAAAAAAAUGAAGUAGUUGAUAAGACUUAGUGGUAGGCGGCAAAGAAUAAAAAGUCAUAAAGUAAAUUGAUCUAUUUAAUUUGUAAUAAGAACAAAGUAGUUAGCAUUCAGGAAGAUUUCACUUUAAUCUAAUGGUAGAUUGUUAAAAAUUAAUAACAGUUUUAAAUUGAGAAACAAGUGUAAUUACCUAGAAUUCAUUUUGAUGCUAUGAUCAAAUAUGUAUUACCACCAAUAUUAGUAUUGAUUGAAUAGUCAACCGUAUUAUUCGGUGGGAAUAACAAUGGAACACUUCUAUACUAGUACUUAGACAAUUUGAAGGUGUAGGGAGUGAUCGAAUUGGAAAGUGAGAUAAUCAACAAUCAUUGCACUGUGACCGUUCUAGAGUCAAAUAAACAAUAAAAUAUAGUGAUACUUGGAACCAAUAAGGGUUUGGUUUAUUAUUAUAGCAAGAUUCUGUAAAAUAAAUAGGAUAUAAAAUAAGAGGAAUUACUAAAGGGCAAAUAUGUGAUCUAUGACACAACCUCGCAAAUCAAUUCAAUCACGAUUUCAGAAUAACUCACCAUCUUUUGUGUUGGAACUCAAGACGGAACGAUAUUCUUAUAUAAUUUGUAUAAUCGCACUCUUUACAGAUUUAUAAAUCAUCCAAAAAGACUGCCUAUUUAUUAUCUAGCAUUAAGUUAUUCUCCAUUGCCUUGUAUUUUAUUUAGUUCCCAUGAUGAACGGGUUGUAGCAUAUUCAAUAAAUGGAUUCUUGCUACAAUUACUGUAAGUCAAAGGAAAUAUAGAAUACAUUUAAAUCAAGAAAUCACCUAUAAAUACCUUAGUUGUAAUCACUGACAAUAACGUCUUUGAAUAUAGACUGCCAUUUUUAGAUAGACUGUCAAUUGUCUCGUCCCAAAUGUGUACAAGAUUUGUUUAGGCAACAAAACAAAUUUCUAUUUAUGGUUGUAAAUCAGGUGAUCUGCGUGUAUUUUGA
Paramecium tetraurelia is the source of this 1038-nucleotide messenger RNA. RefSeq lists its product as uncharacterized. The record is from RefSeq and is a predicted model, not a curated record. Gene Ontology annotation, molecular function: protein binding. Lineage: Eukaryota; Ciliophora; Oligohymenophorea; Peniculida; Parameciidae. The transcript has 2 exons.